GCCGCGCCGGCCGGCCCGCACCGUGUUCUCGGCCGGCCAGAUGGCCUCCCUGGAGCGCGAGUACGCCGCCAACCGCUACCUGAGCACGCCACAGCGCCGCCAGCUGAGCCAGCGCCUCCAGCUGGCCGAGGCCACCGUCAAGGUCUGGUUCCAGAACCGGCGCAUGAAGGAGAAGCGCCAGCAGAGCGAGAGCCAGAUGCACUACCUGAGCCAGGUCAUGCAGUCGUACAUGUACCAGCUGCAGUGUGUCGGGGUGGUGCCGCCGCCGCCGCCACCGGGCCACCCGCUGCCGCCGCUGCAGCUGCCGCUGACGCCGCCGGCUGCGCCUGUGACGUCACCGGGUGCGCCUGUGACGUCACCGGCUGUGCCUGCGACGUCACCGGUGGACCUGUGCCGGCCACGAGUACGACCGCACCACCACCUCUUCAGGCCGUACGCCCUAUGAGCGUUGGGAGGAGCGCCUUGUAAGAGAUUCCAUAUUUUUCCAGCCGCCAUUCCUGAUCAUGCUGUGCGGCCGUUGCCGCGCCGUAGUGAGCGGUAGGCGACGCGUUUGUUUUCGAGCUAAUGUGCUGUUGACUGCCCGCGAAGAGCGGCGGCUCUGCCUGUGAGUUUGUUUGUGUCCGUUUGCGGAGUUUAUGGUGCCGUUAGCAGUUGGUGGUAAACUGACUUCUACGAACCGCGAGUGAGCAAUGCGCUUGGCUUGAAGCGGAAGCGGUGCGUGGCGCAAGUUUUAUAGGCUUGCGUGUUCGACAGGAAACGGUGGCCUAGCGCAGCACAGGCUGACGUGGCGCGAUAGCUUUCGAUUUCUCAAGGAGAUUGUGUGGCCGGCACGAUGCCGCCGGCAGCGCCAUCUCUUGCCGAGACGAAGCCGAUUCGGAAAUCGAUUCUUGUCGCCGUCGCUACCGUCCGCAAU
Pollicipes pollicipes is the source of this 913-nucleotide messenger RNA. RefSeq names its product homeobox even-skipped homolog protein 1-like. The record is from RefSeq and is a predicted model, not a curated record. The transcript has a single exon. Lineage: Eukaryota; Metazoa; Arthropoda; Thecostraca; Pollicipedomorpha; Pollicipedidae. Gene Ontology annotation, molecular function: RNA polymerase II cis-regulatory region sequence-specific DNA binding; DNA-binding transcription factor activity, RNA polymerase II-specific. Gene Ontology annotation, cellular component: nucleus. The coding region runs from base 41 to 445 and encodes 134 amino acids. Gene Ontology annotation, biological process: cell differentiation; regulation of transcription by RNA polymerase II.